This is a messenger RNA of Ogataea angusta, 1248 nucleotides long. RefSeq lists its product as uncharacterized. NCBI's taxonomy places the organism in Eukaryota, Fungi, Ascomycota, Pichiomycetes, Pichiales, Pichiaceae. The transcript is spliced from 2 exons. The record is from RefSeq and is a predicted model, not a curated record. Bases 1 to 1248 code for a protein of 415 amino acids.
AUGAAGCUCCGAUUCCUACUCGCUUACUCAGCCCUAACUCAACUUGCUUCCGGUUACACUACAAGAGGAACUAUCAACACUGAUACUUCUGAGCCAACAUCAACCACUUCUUCCUCCUCCACAUCAUCCACGCUGGAGCAAACCUCCACCACCACCACCACCACCACCUCCUCCUCCUCCUCCUCCUCCUCCUCCUCCUCUUCGUCCCUGUCUACGUCUUCUCUCACAACACAAGAGACAACGACCACUGCUGAAUCCACGUCCUCAUCUUCCAUUUCUAGCUCCCCGUCAUCAACUAUUACUAGUACUGUUGCACCUACUACACCAUACACAACCACUACAGCUACGAGUUCUUUGCAGACGACGCCUGACACCCCGAAGCUCACCGAAAGUCCCUCUACGGCAACACCCACAAACACGAAUGAGGUAGUCACAACUGUGAUCGGCAAGCUGUCAACUAACACGUAUGUCAUAUCCACCAGUUCUGCUAUUGUGUUGCUCGUGACCCAUACAGAAACACUAACGUAUGUGAACUCGCAAGUUUCCACUUCAACGCAGACUAUUCCUGGAUCAUCUUUGAUUGUUGAGCCAACAGCAACAUCAAUAUACACUUAUCCUGUGUCCACAACAAGUUUCCUCGGUUACUUCAAUCACUCCACCAAUAGUAUCGAGUAUGAGACCGUGACUUCCAUCUUUUAUGGCUCUUCUUACUCUCUUUACACAGAUUAUAGCGAAAACUACUUCACCAGCUACGAUACGACAGUUACAGAAACGGUGGUGACAGGUACCUAUAUUGUCUGGGAUACCAAAGUUAUUGAAUCGUAUAGUUUGACUACAGGCUACCAAACUUUGAUUUCAACUCUAUACCCAACCACAGUGGUCUCCACCAUUGCAUCUUCUACUACAUCCACUGCUCAGACCACUGCUCAACCUACUGCUCAACCUACUGCUGCUCAACCUACUGCUGCUCAACCUACUGCUGCUCAACCUACGUCUGCAACCGUCCUACCUACCGUUACUGAGUCUUCUUACUUUACUGUCACCUCAGUGGUCACUGCUACCGAAAGUUCAUGUCUUGUUUGGGCUAAUCGUGCAUCUUCAUGGACUGUGGGCUCCGCUGACAUCGGCACCCAAAGCUCAUCCACUGCUCAAGCUUUGGCCAAUGAGGGAAGAAAAAGUAACGAUACACUAGCAGCGGUUCUUUGGACUACUUUGAUUGCUUGGGUUGCAAUCACUUUAUUCAUCUGA